AUGCAGCGCAUCUCCGCGUUUUGGUCUUCGAGAGACAGACCAAAGUCGAACGCUGGAGUCACCAAUGCUGCCCCUGCCGCCCCCCUUGACACUGUUAGCACCUUGACCCGUCGCUACGGGCCCGAGGACUACUGGCCGUCGACGUUGGAUCGCGAGAGCGAGAAGGCGGCUCGCAUUCUUCAGGCAUUCUGCACUGAAGGUUGCGUCGCCAAUCACGAUGACAACACUAACAAUCUCGAGAGACGGUCGUCCGUCACGUCACUGCAGCACAAAAAGAGGAGGAUACCGCCGAGGAUAGUCCAGAAUGCUGUCGGUCUUGCAAUCUUCUCUUGCAUGAGAUCCGGGUUGUGGAAGAGCGGCAGCGGAGGGAGCGGAAUUCUGGUUGCCAGGAAAUCCGACGGAAGAUGGUCCCCUCCUUCGGCAUUCCUGCUGCACACGGCAGCUCUUGGCUUCGUGAUAGGGGUGGAUGUUUACGACUGCGUCUUGGUCAUCAACUCGAUGUCUGAACUGGAGAUGUUCACACGGCCCCAAACAACACUAGGCGCAGACGUACAGCUCGCUGUUGGACCUCUCAUAACAGACGGACGCAUCGAGAAUGAGCUCCGGGGCAAGGACCCAGGGCACACAGUAUUGACCUACGUCAGAGCGAGGGGCGAACACAGGGCGGUCAACAUCGAUGGUUCGUCGGUCACUGAGCGUGGGUCAGAGAAUCAAAGGUUCUACGGAGGCAACGUAUCUGUCCUUGACGUUUUGGCGGGACAGGUGCCUGAGAAAGACGCACCGGAAAUCAAGACACUGUACGAGGUUCUCAAAUGCGCGGAGGGCAGGGUCGACUUCAAUGCGCCCCUUUUGGAAAAGUUGGCAUUGCAGCCGGCUCCGGGCGACGCCUUGAUCGAACCCUCAUCCGCGAUGUCUCUGCUCUCUCCUGGAAGACCUGCAUUCGGAGUCCCAGAUAACGAAGAUCCGGAUCCAUUCGGUGUGAAGGCGCUCGAGAUGGCGGGGCUUGAGAUUCGAGAAGCUGGAACGAGACAUAGGCCUGCUAGUAGCCAGUUCGAGUACAGCCCGAGCCCGAACAGUCCUUUGUUCGGCCAGUUCAACAACCGCCAGAGCACAGACACCUACAUUACCCAAAGCAACAGGGGCAGCUACAUGUCCAACAGAACAACUCUCAGCCGUAUGACUGAUGCAUUCACACAGACGACAGUCGACACUCGGGGGACCACGCCCACGUCCGACGAGGGCGUGGACCGAGCCUCUAUUGACAAGCUACCGGUCGUCAUGGAGCCAGAGGAGAUCGACUGCUCGCAUGAAACGGUCACCAGAAGCUCAUCCCGAGAGCGCCCAGACUCGAUCCCGGAGGACAGUGUAGCAGAAGAAAAGGCCGCGAAUGAGACAGUAACGGCCCCGCGGGAAAUUGCUAUGGGUGGCAGCACUGCCGACAAAGCAGACAAGGUCUCUCUGGAUGAGCGGGAUGAGGACGCAGACGAUGAGGAAGAGGAAGGCUCAGAAAUCGAAACUGACCCGGAGCUCGAGGACGGUGCACAGGAGGAGGAGGAUGAAGAAGACGAUGACGAAGAUGAAGACGACGAACCGAUCGUAUUUGAGUUGGCAACAGCUGCUCAGCCAGUCCGAGCGGCUCCACUGUCACCCCAGGUCACACAGAUUAUUCACGCCAAGGGAGCGCUCGUCAACAUCCCCAAGCGUGUGAUUCCGGCAAUACCACCGAGAAGUCCAGCAAGGUCGUCCCGUUUCAGCAAGAGCGACUUCGGCGAGAUUCCACUGAAGAGCCCACUGAGAAAUUCGUUCCAGUCUACGAGAACGAGCAAGAGUGAAGAGGGAGCAGAGCAUAAUACUAUGGACGGAGUGAUCGAGUCUGCAGCCAAAUGGGCGACUAAUGUAACACCAGCAAGCCCAUGCGAGCAGGACGCUGAGACACAAGAGCAGCAAUUGCGGUCUGGUUCGUCCAUGAGCCAUCACCGGGCGUCUUCGCCAACAUACACUACUGUAGUUGAGAAGCAUUUGAGCUUGGAAACGGAGGAUAUGCCCAGAACGCCAUCCACACUACACACGUCGGGACCGACCUCAUCAGGGGAUGAGCAGGAGCCGCGCACGCCGAAACCAGAGAGCGAGAUGGCCACAACCAAAGAUGCCAAGGCGGCAAGACACGAGGUGAUGAGUUUUGGGGUUGAAUUCGAGGCUACUUACUAA
Diaporthe amygdali is the source of this 2208-nucleotide messenger RNA. RefSeq lists its product as uncharacterized. NCBI's taxonomy places the organism in Eukaryota, Fungi, Ascomycota, Sordariomycetes, Diaporthales, Diaporthaceae. The coding region runs from base 1 to 2208 and encodes 735 amino acids. The record is from RefSeq and is a predicted model, not a curated record. The transcript has 2 exons. Gene Ontology annotation, molecular function: phosphatidylinositol binding.